UACGCGGCUGAUGCUCUGGAGUGUAAGGAUGCACAAACUUCCUAAUGCACCCUCAUUUCCUUCUCGAGAGAUCCUUUUACUGAAAUGCUCUUUUGAAUGCUGGUUGGGUGCCAGGCACAUAGACUAACAGUGGACACUGUCAGACAGACAAGAUUUAGAAGUUACAGAGGAGAGAAAGGGACUCCUCUGAUGGAAGUUGAAGCUGUCCCAUUUGAUGCAGUUCUUUCCUUUUUUAUACCCAUAUUAACUUCUUUUUGGAUACUUUUGGAGAAAGUGGACCUGGACAAUGUGUGCGACACCAAAAUGGCACUGAUUGAAAACUGCAGGACUUAUCAAUCGCCCAAGGACACUGGAUGUGCACAGAGUUGCUCUUCGGAUGUGGUUGAACUCAAUGUAGGUGGACAGGUGUACUACACGCGCCAUGCCACGCUCACAAGCGUGCCAAAUUCACUGCUGGGAAAACUAUUCUCCAAUAAAAAGGACACCUCUAACGACUUGGCCCGGGACAUCAAGGGACGCUACUUCAUCGACAGGGACGGAUUUCUCUUUCGUUACGUGUUGGACUAUCUUCGAGACAAGACCGUCGUCCUGCCCGAUUAUUUCCCGGAGAAAGGGAGACUAAAAAGGGAGGCUGAGUUCUUCCAGUUGCCCGAGCUCGUUAAAAUCUUAAACCCAGACGAUAAUGUCCACAGCGAUUUUGACGACGCAUCCCAGGGAAGCGAUCAGAGAUUGUACCCAACGUCUUACCUGGACGCACGCGAUAGGCGCUACGGCUUCAUCACGGUGGGAUACAAGAGCUCGUGCACAUUCGGGAGGGACAACGAUCCAAAAGCUCGAGUAAUACCCAAAAUAUUCAUUUGCGGACGGGUCGGUCUAGCCAGAGAAGUUUUCGGUGACACGUUAAACGAAAGCAGGGAUCCCGACAGGCCACUGGAGCGAUACACGUCUCAGUUUUACCUCAAGUUUCGCCACCUGGAGCGCGCGUUUGAUAUUCUCGCUGAGAGCGGUUUCCACAUCGUCGCGUGCAAUUCAUCACUCACCACAUCUCCUCACAAUAGACAAACAGACGACAAAUUCUGGUCAAACAACACAGAGUAUGUCUUCUACCGUGGUCCAUCUGUAUGGUCUUCUUCUCACUGCGACUGCUGCUGCAAGAGUCACAAGAGCGAACGCGGGGGCGAGAGCGGCACAUCCCUCAACGACCUCUCCACUUCCUGUUCCGAGACCCAAUCGGAGGCCAGCUCACCCCAGGAAACGGUCAUUGUUCGUCCAGUCGCCCGCCAGCCCAACAUCCAGACUCUGGACCGUCCGGUGAAAAAGGGUCCGACCCCAAUUCCCAGGAGAACUGACCUGGUUCGCGUCCGCACCACAGGGCCGCGUGAUAUCAUGGCGGGAAAGAGGAAACCAGCCAAGGAGAAGCUGACCACGGAGCAGGAGCUGGAGAAAUGCAUCCAGGAUUUCCGACGGAUUAAAAUUCCAGAGCGCUUUCCGGAGAGGAAGUACAUGUGGCAAUCAGAGCUCUUGAAAAAAUAUAAACUUUAAAAUGACUCACUGAGUCUAUUAGACAACACAACAAAACUCCAGUGCAUAAGAUGACAUUAUAAUUCUUUAUCUGCUUGGAUGUAAUUGGCUCGUCUUUGUGUGCAAAGCAUCCAAAAUUAGGAUUCAUAACAGGACGGGUUCAGUUUUGCCACAAAGCACAAUGACACCAAACUCAAAACUAAUUUUACAGUGUCUAGACAACACAAACCUCUCAAUUACAUAUUAUAUUGUACAGUAUGUAUACAACAUAAGCACAACAGCAUAUUAACCAGUAAUGCACUUUCGCACAGUGUAUACACAAUACUUCAGUGCAGCAGGAUUCCUAUGUGAAUGUGUUUUGCAUCUGGUCAGUAAUGGUUAAUAUUAACACAAAUAUACCCUUUAUUUAAAGACUUAAAUACAGUAAAAUGAGUGCAGUAUUCCCACAGUAAACAAAAGACAAUGCAUGUUCUUUCACUCCGUUUAGUUUGUGUUCACUUUUACCUUAAUCCGACUAAAGUGAUCAAACACACGAGAGAGGUUCAAAAUAAAAUAUUAGCUUCUUGUGUAUGUGAAUAUUUGUGCAGAGACCGUUGUUGUGCCUGUUGUGGGUAUCCUGAAUUUCUUUUGUUCUGAAUGUGCAACGAAUCAUUAAAUGAACUGAGUUUAAAAUAC
Molecule: messenger RNA, 2196 nt
Organism: Misgurnus anguillicaudatus (oriental weatherfish)
Lineage: Eukaryota; Metazoa; Chordata; Actinopteri; Cypriniformes; Cobitidae
Gene: kctd16a
Product: potassium channel tetramerization domain containing 16a
Biological process (GO): protein homooligomerization; regulation of G protein-coupled receptor signaling pathway
Cellular component (GO): presynaptic membrane; signaling receptor complex; postsynaptic membrane
Molecular function (GO): protein binding
Source: RefSeq, a predicted model, not a curated record